GUACACACGCGGCUUAAACCAAUGAAGGCAGACUUAUGGCAAGAAGUAGGCAUAUUUUCUGAAACGAUACUCAACUGCAGAAACAACUGGAAGUUAGCAUGUUCUCAGUUUCGGGACAAAAGAAUCUCAAAAUGACUUCAAAAGCUCUUGCUAGAAGAUACAAGUAAAAUGAAGCAAUUUUUUCAAGAUGCAACAUACCAAAGCAGAACAAACCAGAUUCGGACAAUGUAUUUUUCUCAUGAUCCUAACAUCUGCAGAAAUCGUGUGUGGCAGAACUUGCCUCGAAGUCUGUGACUGUUUCGGAGAAGAGAAUAUAUUGGCGGAUUGUUCAGGAAAGAAUUUCAACAAAAUACCAGAGAACCUCAACACCACACUGCACUACAUUGAUUUCUCUAAUAAUAGCAUCACCAAGAUUAAGAAAUACGAUUUGAGUGGGUAUAAAAGCAUUAGAAUAUUAAAUUUGAGUAAUAAUGGACUCAACAAAAUUUCUAAAAAUUCAUUUCAAGAACUGGUUAAUUUAAAAUACCUUUAUCUGUCUGGAAACAAUAUUCUUCACUUACCAUCGACUGUAUUUAACAAAAAUGUAAAUUUAAAGAAAUUAUAUUUGAAGGGCAAUCCUCUGUCACUUUGUAAUGGUAUGUCAAUUUUGGUAUCAGAUUCAAUUACAUACCUAGACAUUUCUUUUUGUAAUAUCACCAUUUUGCCUGCAGCAAGUUUCGUAACUGUACCUAAUCUUCUAGCGUUAAGGUUAGAUGGAAACAUGCUGACAAAUAUUACCACUGAAAUUUUUGAACCUCUUCAGAAUUUAAAAGAAAUCUAUAUGGAAUCGGAAACAUUAGUUUGUGCGGAGUCAUCAUUUAACGAAUUUCUGAAUUACCUUGAAAAACGUGGAAUUAAAUACUAUGGACCAUCUGUUUGCAGUGAAGAGUGUCUAAGUACGCCUUCCACGGUAAACUUAAUAGCCCCUGUUCCGACUUCAGCCGUAUCUAACCAAAUAUACAUAGAAGUUCCUUCAUCCAUACCAAGGACAAUGACUGGUACAUUAGGAACAGCUAUACCCUUUCUAAAGGAGACACUAUUCUUCUUAAAUGAGAAACGUCCGACAGCAAAUAUGAUGUCAGUCACACAUAACCCACUUCUUCAAGAAGUUAGCCACGAAACACAAGUUCAUGAAGAGUCAACUUCCGAACAUUUGUCUAACAGUUAUUCAUCAAACCUUAAAAUGAAAUCUAUCAAUGCUCUUACAAUACGUAUCUGCUUAUUGUGUGUAGUACUGACACAAAGACUAGACUCUCUGAAACAUAUAUGGGGGAGUGUCAUAUCUUGAGUAGGAAACAGUACGGAAAAAAUAAGUCUUCAGUGAGGUCUCCUCUAUGAAAUUCCUAGGUUUCGUCGUUUACCUGUUGCACAAUGUAAUACCAACCGUCGUACUUUUAUAUGUGUACGUAGAUAAGGUUGAUGUUGAUGUACCGUCAAAGAUGUUUUGCACAGUCUCUCAAAAGUACGCGAGUAUCGCAAGAUAGUACUAGAAGCAUUAACAUACUGUAUAAAACUACUACAAGUAUGAUCAUACUACAUAAAACUACUAGAAAUAUGAUCGUACUACAUAAAACUACUAGAAGUAUUAUCCUACUACAUAAAACUACUAGAAGUAUGAUCAUACUACAUAAAUCUACUAGAAGUAUGAUUAUACUACAUAAAACUACUAGAAGUACGAUCAUACUACAUAAAACUACUAGAAAUAUGAUCGGACUACAUAAAACUACUAGAAGUAUGAUCAUACUACAUAAAACUACCAGAAGUACGAUCAUAUCAUUCAAAACUACCAGAAGUAUGUUCCCCUUUCUAAUACCAAAUCUUGUAAAGAUUUUCUCAAGUGAAAUAAUAUUGUCUGCUAACCUAAUGUAGUAGAGAUAAUGUACAGUACAUUACACACAAGUGGAUCCACCCGGCUUACAAGUAAAUUUAUCACUUUACCAAUAAUCCUACCUUAACUGUAAUUAUAAAACGGAACAGAAGAUGGCACACAAUUGCCGAAACAUGUCUUAGGCAGCAAUCCCAUCUGCCGGAAGUAAUGUUGUGUCCACAAAGAAUAAAGUAAAUAAUAUUAUCUAUACUAUUGUGUUUAGGUCUAUAACACUGGAACUUCCUGAUUUCAGGCUUUCACCGUGGUUCGCUGUUCAUGUUGUUUAAGCUCUUGGGUUUUUACACCGUGUGGAUGUGGAAAGUUCUGUCGACGUUUUGGAGGUGUACGCUGCCUCCAUCUUUAACCCAAAAGAUGGAGUCACCAUGUCCCUUCAAGAAGUCCGCAAAACUGCCCACAUCGACAUGGUGACGCUGCCUCCAUCUUUAGCCCCAAAGAUGGAGUCACCACGUGCCUUCAAGAAGUCCGCAAAACUGCCCAUAUCGACAUGGUGUAAGAACAUGAGAGCUGAAGCCAAUUUCAUAGGAACUUCUAUGACGAAAGACUGCAGUCUGAAUCUUUUAUUCCAAUAGGCCUAUAUGCAGAAUUUCAGAUCAGGCUAUAGUAAGCCUAAUCAUUCGGCGUCACAUUUUCAGUUUGUUUUCCGCUCUUUAUGCAACCCUAAGAUUCGUUACCGUGAAGCACUAUAGUUUCCGAUGUAUCGCCGUGCAGACGGGCAGAAGCCAACCGACGUUUCGGAGCAACCUGUCUCAACUUUUAUUGUCGGUGAGUAGUUUAAUUAAGCAAGAAACAGCAAAAAGCAAGCAGUAUGUUCCCCCGAAACGUCAAUGAACUUCUACCGGACUACACAGCAUUACAUCCCAGAGGAUCAGAAGGUAUGCUCUUCAGUUACCGCUGUGAGAACCUAAAAUCCAACGCUCAUUACAGUAUUCACAAAAGCUUGUCAUUGGGCCUUAUCCUUAGCUAGUUUAAUGCACUUCAUUUCUUUAAGAUUCAUUUUAACAUUACUCUCCCACCUAAACUCAAGUCCCGUAAGUGAUCUAUUCAGAUUUCUGGACUAAAAUGUAACAGAAAGGAUAUAAUAAUAAUAAUAAUAACAGUAAUAAUAAUAACGUAGCAUAGAAUUAGUUUCCAUGAAGUAAAUAUUUUGAUAAAGAACCAGAUUAUAAUUAAAUUAUUU
This is a messenger RNA of Cryptotermes secundus, 3104 nucleotides long. RefSeq names its product leucine-rich repeat-containing protein 70-like. NCBI's taxonomy places the organism in Eukaryota, Metazoa, Arthropoda, Insecta, Blattodea, Kalotermitidae. The record is from RefSeq and is a predicted model, not a curated record. Gene Ontology annotation, molecular function: protein binding. Bases 188 to 1327 code for a protein of 379 amino acids. The transcript has 2 exons.